CAUGGACUAUUGCGCAUGCCCACAUCUGUGACAUACCCACGUGAACGCGGUGUGGUUGGAGCAAUGUCGAAAUCAAAACAAAAACGAGCUAAACGCCUUGGUUUUUUGGGGAAACAUAAGAAUAAAGAUGGGAAAAAUACCGACGCCUCGGGAGGCACAAGUUUUAAGCAGCAGUCAUCUGUGCAACAUGGCAAGGACCGAAAGUCAGAAGAAAUUAGAAAGCAAAGGCUUCAAGAACUCCAAGAAAGGCAGAAGAUCUCCAGAGAACAACAGCUGGUCAAGAGGAGGAAUUUGCAAAGCUUUCAAAAUGACAUCCUACAGAGGCAGAGAGAGUUUGAGCAAAGGGAAACAGAGAUGCAGAGUUUGGAAAAACAUGUGCACUUUGAAAAUGAGAGCUCAAGAAAAGCAUAUUACAGAGAAUUUAAAAAGGUAGUGGAGGCUGCUGAUGUGAUUUUAGAGGUUUUGGAUGCACGGGACCCACUGGGGUGCAGAUGUCCCCAGGUUGAGCAGGCAGUCAUUCAAAGUGGAACAAACAAAAAGCUUGUGUUGGUGCUCAAUAAAAUUGAUUUAGUGUCGAAGGAAAUUGUGGAGAAGUGGAUUAAAUAUCUGCGGAAUGAGUUUCCAACAGUUGCUUUCAAGGCGUCUACUCAACAGCAGUCCAGAAACUUGAAACGCAGUAACGUAUCAGUGACUCAAGCCCCUGCAGAGCUCCUCAGCAGCAGUGUUUGUCUUGGUGCAGAUUGCUUGAUGAAGCUACUCGGUAACUACUGCCGUAACCUUGACAUAAAGACAGCCAUCACUGUGGGUGUAGUAGGUUUUCCAAAUGUGGGAAAGAGCAGUUUGAUCAACAGUUUAAAGCGUGCAAGAGCGUGCAAUGUUGGAGCAACUCCUGGUGUCACAAAGUGCCUUCAAGAAGUGCACUUGGACAAACACAUUAAGCUUCUUGAUUGUCCUGGCAUCGUCAUGGCAACGUCAACAAGUGACGCUGCGAUGAUUCUCCGGAAUUGUGUGAAAAUCGAACAGUUGGUUGAUCCAAUUCCUCCUGUUGAAGCCAUCCUCCGACGUUGCAACAAGGCACAAAUCCUUCAGCACUACGGAGUACCUGACUUUCACACAGCUCUGGAGUUCUUGGCGUUGCUUGCGCGGCGUCAGGGGAAACUAAGAAAAGGCGGGCUGCCUGACACCGACAAAGCAGCAAAAAGCGUAUUAAUGGACUGGACAGGGGGAAGGAUCAGCUAUUUCACUCAUCCACCUGAGACACACACACUUCCCAUGCACGUCAGCGCUGAAAUUGUGACAGAGAUGGGUAAAGCUUUUGACUGGGAUGAGCUUGAAAAUGGAAAUCGGGAAGUUCUUGCAGAUUCAUCUUGUUCUGAUAUGCAAAUGGGAUUCUGCAUCGAAACCAUGGGAAUGACAAACGGCAACCAGGCUCAAGAUCCCUCUCACCAAGAAAUGGAAGGAGAGUCAGUAGUGGAGCCGGAAUUUAAAGAGGAAGCUGAAUCAAUGGAGGAUGAGCAGGAUCCAGAGUUUGGACCAAUGACAGUGGAGAUAAAAUCUCAGAAGUUCAAGAGUGUCGUGCCUGAAAGUGAUCCUGCAUCCAAGGCUCCAGAUUUGAAGGAUAUUGUCAAUGUGGAUCCUUUACAGCAAGGCCAGGCACUUCUGGCUGCCGGCAAGAAGCGGAAGAAGCGACAAAAAAGAGCGGACAAGCUUGCUACCAAACUAUCAGACACCUUGACAUCUGCAAUGGAUUUCUCGUUUUGUGACAGCUGAUUAAAGAAAAAAAAAAC
This is a messenger RNA of Hippocampus comes (tiger tail seahorse), 1787 nucleotides long. RefSeq names its product G protein nucleolar 3 like (gene gnl3l). Gene Ontology annotation, cellular component: nucleolus. The record is from RefSeq and is a predicted model, not a curated record. Gene Ontology annotation, molecular function: GTP binding. Lineage: Eukaryota; Metazoa; Chordata; Actinopteri; Syngnathiformes; Syngnathidae. Bases 16 to 1770 code for a protein of 584 amino acids. The transcript is spliced from 15 exons.